Folsomia candida is the source of this 1041-nucleotide messenger RNA. Its product is annotated as SEC14-like protein 2. NCBI's taxonomy places the organism in Eukaryota, Metazoa, Arthropoda, Collembola, Entomobryomorpha, Isotomidae. The transcript is spliced from 7 exons. Gene Ontology annotation, cellular component: cytoplasm. Bases 34 to 885 code for a protein of 283 amino acids. The record is from RefSeq and is a predicted model, not a curated record.
UUGAUAGUUUAUUACCUUCCACUGCAGACUAUAAUGCAAUUAACAUUUAUCAAACAGUAUUAUUUCACCAUAACCUUGGCUUUGAUAUUACUCCAGUUUUGUGACGCAAUUCCUGUCGAAGAAGACUUGACACUCACCCUCAAGGAGCGUGUGGCGUUGGACAGCUUUAGAAAAGAAGUCGGCCACUUGCUUCCUCACGAUUACAUGCAGGAAGAUAUUUAUUUGAUAAGAUGGCUCAGAGCAAAGAACCUGGACAUCGAGGCAGCAAAAACAAUGUUAACAAAUAACCUGAAAUGGAGGGAAGAGUAUAAGGUGGACACGAUAUUAGAAGAGGAUUUCAGUUAUUUCGUCAAACGGUUUCCUUUCUGGUUGGAUGGACGAGACAAAGAUGACCGUCCAAUUGGAUCUGCAGAUAUUGCUAUUUGGGAUCCUCGACGCAUAGUGAUUGCUGGCCGAGCACUCGAACUUUACCGUUACGCUAUUAGCGUAUUAGAAUUCGCAUCCAAACUGGUGAGAGCUGAUCAGGCUGCUGGCCGAAAUGUUACGCAGUUCACCCUGAUUGCCAAUUUGGACGGAUUUAAUUUAAUUCAGCAUGCCUGUGUUCAAUGCCUUCCUUUCUAUGUCCAAUUUCUGAUAGUGUACGAGAAUCACUUUCCAGGAAUGCUGCACAAGUUUUUCAUGGUCAACACCAGCCCUGCAUUUGAAACCCUAUUAAGGAUUGCUCGACCUGUUCUCACCAAGUCGACGACUGAUACCUGGUCAAUUCAUGGAACAAACAAACGGCAUUGGACGGAAGCCAUAAGGGAAGUGAUUGAGCCAGACCAGAUUCGACCUCAGUUUGGUGGAACAAAGAUGGACGUGGAAGAUAUCGAUAAUUUUUAUUGAUUUACCAAACGUAGGAUAUGGUUAAUUAUGCUACUACUUUUACAACAUGUAUUAAACAUUGCAUGCACUUGUCAAUCGUGCAAUUAAAGCAGUAUUUGAAUGAUUUCAUUCAAAGCUCAUGCUAUGUACGAGUCUCAUAAAUUGUACCACCCAUGC